AUGUGCAACUACACUCAAAGAGAAUUUCACUGCGGCCACGUCCGCUGGAUCGUCUCGCGGUGGUGCCCAGUCUACACUCGCACACAACGACGCUGCCCCCCGUGCGUGACACAUUUCGAGUAUAGGGGCGAUGAAGUUUGUGGUAUGUCCUCUCUCCACGGCAACGCCGUCCUCUAUCCUUCCUUUGCUUUUGGAGAGUCGAUCAUCGCCCAUUCAUCCACGCCGGGCAGGGGUGCGUGCUUCUGCUGUGUCUGUCUGCUGCCACGGAAAUGGGAUUGUGUCUCCAACUCCACUCUAACUCCAAGCACCUGGAAUUGGGACUGGCAUGGGGGUAUAUGGCAAGGAAAUUUGGCCCGCCCAGUGUCCCUGUUCACCCUCUCCUCUCAGAGCCAGAGAGCAUAG
Messenger RNA from Colletotrichum paranaense, 402 nucleotides. RefSeq lists its product as uncharacterized. The transcript is spliced from 3 exons. The record is from RefSeq and is a predicted model, not a curated record. NCBI's taxonomy places the organism in Eukaryota, Fungi, Ascomycota, Sordariomycetes, Glomerellales, Glomerellaceae. The coding region runs from base 1 to 402 and encodes 133 amino acids.